UAUGUGCGUACUUGGUUGUUGCUGUGAACACAACGAGCAUAAAGUUGGUCUCGGUUUUAUUUAAAUUAUCUGGUUUAUAGAUUGUUUACACGAGAAACCAGCUAACGCUAGCUAAGUUACACACGCUCUCAUGUAAAGGUAGCAAGCUAACGAUUAGCGGCAGUGGGUUUGUGUCAUUAAUUCUAGAGUUCUUACAUAUUUAAUUAUUCAGACAUUCAUGUGUGUGUAUAUUAGAUACAUACGGGGAUACCAACGUUUUAAUAUAACUUAUAUCGAAUACACCCUUUAAGAUGCUGGUGGCUAACGUUAGCUUAGCUGCUUUCACAGCUUGACAGCAGAUUCUUUAAAUAAAGAAAUAAACAUUCAACCAGUCAGUUCAAACAGGCUUGUAUUUGUGUGUUAUCUUUGCAUAUUUGUGUAGCAGUAAAAUGUAAUAAAUAAGGACAUUAUUUACUUGUGCAAAUGAGAGAGACAGAGAGAGAGAGAGAGAGAGAGAGAGAGAGACUUACAGAGAGACUUACAGAGAGAGAGAGAGAGAGACAGAGUAAAUUAGAACAUUAUGUCCAUGCUCCAGUGGUUUCUACAUCAUCUCGUGUUAGAUUAUUAAAUUGUUGUCUCAGGCUGUGAACUGUUGUUUGGUUGUGAUGGAUUAUUACUCAAUCUGAGGUAAAUCCUGAUCUGCCUCGUCAUUGUGUCAAAGUCUACCUCGUAAUAACAGUAAACUUACACUUUCACACUAUUUACUUGAGGCCCAAUCCUUGAACCUUUGUGGUCUCUCUGGCUUUGGAGGCCACCGGCGCCUCCUGGUUCCUGGCAGGUGAUGAUGUUGCCUCAGGGUUGCAUCAGCCCCCAUCAUCCAGCAUGUGUUCACUGUCUUGCAAUAGUUAUUUCAUCUAGUUCAACGUGAACUAAAUUGGAAAGACAGGUUACAUGUGCUGGAGAAAGAUGAAAUUUGAAGUGUAAAAUUGUGUUAAAAAUCAAAACAAAAUUGACUUAAUUUAGUGUGUCCUCAUUUUCUUCUUCUUCCUCUUAAUACAUGGUGAGAAGUCAUCGUGCAGAAGCAGACAGCCUGUUACACACCAGCCCCUGUGACACUAUAGUUACUGAUUGACGGGACAUGUCCCUCUCUUGCCGUCAGCUCCGGUAGUAAAAGGCUGCGUUGCAGUAAUCUUCUGCUCGUCUGUACAGCGGGACUAAUGGGCGUCACUGAUCAGAGGAGCACGCUUUCACAUUAUGCAACUGUGGGAUUGAGUCUCGAUUAUGUUACGGAGAACGGACACGGCCUAAAAACUCUCUGGAAUGUGUUUGGGGGGGUAGUUUGUGGCCUUCACUGGAAGCUGUUUAUUGACAAGGCGUAGAAAUGCAUUGGAUGAUACAGAAAAUAGCUGAUAUGCCAUUUGAAUCUCUAAGCCCCGGAGAUGCUUUCAAGUUAAGCAUUUUAGGGAGUGUUGAAAAGAGGUCCCUGGAUGCCCCGCGGCGCUCCGUCCUCGGCCGCGCAGUGCUUCCCAAUGGCCGGAAGUUGACCCCGCCCACCAGGAUGACGCUGCGCGAGCAGCUGAGAGACAAGAUCUCGGCGGCUUUCUACCGCCACGGGCUGCUGUGUGCCUCCUACCCAGUACCCAUCAUCCUCUUCACCUCCGCCAGCAUCCUCACCUGCUGCUAUCCGUUAUUGAGGCUUCCCCUGCCUGGGACGGGUCCUGUGGAGUUCACCACAGGGGUGCGAGACUACAGCGUCCCUUCCCAUGAGCCUCAGGGAGACCUCGGAGAACGGCCCGACUGGUACCGAGGUCCUCCGGUCGCCUACAUCCAGCAGGUGUUGGUGAAGGCGGCGGUGUCUCCGUGGGACAGCAGCCUGGUGCCGGUGGACGUGUUUCGGUCGCCGCUCGGUCGAGCCUUCAGCCUGCUGGAGGAGAUACGCAACCACGUCCACUCUGACGGCUCCGGGGUUCGCAGUCUGGAGACGCUGUGUCUCCAGGUGACGGACCUGUUUCCGGGCUUACGGCGGAUGCAGUCGGUGCUGCCCGAGCACGGCUGCCUGCUCGUUUCUCCCGGCAACUACUGGCAGAACCAGCGGGAGCUGUUCGACUUGGACCCGGACCUCCUCAAGACCAUCCAGAAACAUGAGCCCAAAGGCCUGCACACCUCGGCCACGCUGCGAGACCUGCUGUUCGGCGUCCCUGGGAAGUACACCGGGGUCAGUCACUACAACAGGAAGAGGGUGGUGACGUACACCAUCACCGUGGUGCUGUCCAGCUACGAUGCGAGGUUCCUGGGCAGCCUGCGGUCCCGUCUGAAGCAGCUCCACCCGUCAGCCAACUGCAGCCUGAGAGACGACCACAUGGUCCACGUCCACUUCAAGGAGGAGAUCGGCAUCGCCGAGCUCAUCCCCCUCGUCACCACAUACAUCAUCCUUUUCGCCUACAUCUACUUCUCCACACGUAAGAUUGACAUGGUGAAGUCAAAGUGGGGUCUGGCUCUGGCUGCUGUGGUCACCGUCCUCAGCUCCCUGCUCAUGUCCGUGGGACUGUGCACGCUGUUUGGACUGACACCCACGCUCAACGGAGGGGAGAUUUUUCCUUACCUGGUGGUGGUGAUCGGCCUGGAGAACGUCUUGGUCCUCACCAAGUCCGUGGUGUCCACCCCCGUCGACCUCGAGGUCAAACUUCGCAUCGCUCAGGGUCUUAGUAAUGAGAGCUGGUCUAUCAUGAAGAACAUGGCCACUGAACUGUGCAUCGUCCUCAUUGGAUAUUUCACUCUGGUGCCGGCUAUCCAGGAGUUCUGUCUGUUCGCUGUGGUCGGGCUGGUGUCUGACUUCUUCCUGCAGAUGUUCUUCUUCACCACAGUGCUAUCUAUAGACAUCCGACGCAUGGAGCUGGCUGAUUUGAACCGCCGCCUGCCGGCCGAAGCAGGUCUGCCGCCACCGAAGCCUGGCCUGCUGCGUACACGAGAGGUCCCCCCUCCCCCGCGGCCCUCCCCCCACACGAUCACCCUGCAGACCCCGGCCUUCAGGAACCUCCGGCUCCCCAAGAGGCUGCGUGUGGUGUACUUCCUGGCCCGCACGCGCCUGGCUCAGCGCAUCAUCAUGGUCGGAACGGUGAUCUGGAUCGGCAUCCUCGUCUACACCGACCCAGCCGGAAUACGCACCUACCUGGCUGCACAGGUGUCGGAGCAAAGCCCUCUGGGAGAUCCCGGAGGAGGCAGCCUGCCCCCUCACCUUGGGGUGGCGCCUGUCUUUCAUGGGGGCGAUCCUACCAGCACCCUCAGAGUCCACCCACCACCAGAUCCGACUCCCUUACCUGAGAACCAGUCACAGGGCCACCAUGGCGCCGCCAGGGCGGGGCCCCUCCCCCAGGCUCCGCCCCCCGCCGUGCCCCAGAUCACCUGGGGAGCGGAGGACGAGGAGGGCUGGAGGAGGCUCUCCUUCAGGCACUGGCCGUCGCUCUUCAGCUACUACAACAUCACUUUAGCCAAGAGGUACAUCAGCAUCCUGCCCGUCAUCCCCGUCACUGUUCACCUGAGCCCUCAAGAGGCCAUUGAGACGCGUCACCCUCAGGACACCAGACACCCCCCGCCAUCCAUUCCCAAAGUCUCUGCAGAUCUACAGACGGACCUCACGCUCUACAAGGUGGCAGCUCUGGGCCUGGCGGCGGGCGUCUUGUUGGUUCUGCUGCUUUUCUGUCUCUACCGGGUGCUCUGCCCACGAAACUACGGCCAGAACGGCGUCGUUCACGGCCGCCGGCGCCGAGGAGACCUGCCCUGCGACGAUUACGGCUACUCGCCACCCGUCAGCGAGAUCUCACCGCUGCUGCUGAGGGGCCACAGUAUGGACAUCGAGUGUUUGGCCAGUGACGGGAUGCUGCUGGCCAGCUGUUGCCUUGCAGGACAGAUUCGGGUUUGGGACACUCAGACCGGCGACUGUCUGACUGUCAUCCCAAACGACGGGCUCAGGCGGAGCAGCAGCAGCAGCGGCUGCUGGGAGCAGCGGGACGGCGCGGACUCUGAGUGUUUCGGCCCCGAAGCUCUCGGCCCCUCCGUCAGCUGCGACGGACUGUCGGAGGAGGAGGGCUACCCGCUGAGACGGCGCACUGCUCCCGCCUGGCCGACUCUAUUCAACGACCAGCCCGAUCUCACCCCGCUCAUCGACACCAACUUUGCCUCCCAGCCCCCCUCCCACCUCUGCACCCCACCCAGGCACGGUUUUGACUUUGGCGGCCUGGUGGAGCGCGCCUACAUGGAGCACGAGCCCCCCUCGCCGGCCGCCUACCCGUCCCCUUCCUCUGCCUCCUCCUCGCCGCCCACAGGGGCUCAGCUCCAGAGAAGACCCAGCUUAGGGGACGCAGCCGCCUUCUUAGCCCAAGACAGAGCCUCCACGGCGGGGACGCAGGCGACGGCAGACGGGGAGAGCUCUGUGUGGGCCAUGGAGCUGAGAGGAAACCUGAUAGCUGCUGGGAGGAGCAGCGGUAAACUGGAGUUGUGGGAUGCAGUCGAAGGGUCGUUACGCUGCAUUAAUGAAGACGCAGUGUCUGGGAUCACAGCUCUAGCCUUCCUCAACAACAGAAUCGUAGCGGCUCGGCUGAACGGGUCUCUAGACUUCUUUACUGUUGAGAUGAACAAACCUCUGGGUCUCCUGCAAUACAGAGGUGCCCCUGGGCGAGGCAGCAUGCCUCCCUCUCCCUGUUACAGCAGCGAAGAUGUGAUCAGCUGCCAGCUCACGCGCUCGGUUCAGUGCGCUCACCAGAAGCCGAUCACUGUGCUGCGGGCGGCUGCCGGGAGGGUCGUCACCGGGAGCCAGGACCACACUGUCCGGGUUUAUCGUCUAGAGGACUCGUGUUGCCUCUUCACUCUGCAGGGUCACUCUGGAGGGAUCACAGCCAUCUACAUAGACCAGACGAUGGUUCUGGCGAGUGGUGGGCAAGACGGCGCCAUCUGCCUGUGGGACGUCCUGACAGGGAGUCGCGUCAGCCAUGUUUACGGUCACCGUGGCGAUGUCACGUCGCUCGUCUGCACCACCUCGUGUGUCAUCAGCUCGGGACUGGAUGACCUCAUCUGUAUCUGGGACCGCAGCACCGGGAUCAAGCUCUACUCCAUACAGCAGGAGGCGGGUUGUGGGGCCAGUCUGGGAGUGAUCUCCGAGUCUCUCCUGGUGACGGGGGGCCAGGGCUGCGUCUCCUUCUGGGACCUGAACUUCGGCGACCUGCUGCAGACGGUCUACCUCGGCCAGAGCAGCGACGGACAGGGUGUCCGGCAGCUGCUCGUGCUCGACAACGCCGCCAUCAUCUGUGACUUUGGCAGCGAACUCAGCCUGGUGUACGUUCCCUCUGUGCUGGAAAAACUAGACUGAGGAGAGACGGACGGCGGUUGUUAAUGUCGGUGGGAACAAAAAAAAACAUGCACUCAGAACAUCCUUUACCCAUUCAUCCUUUCGUCUUUCCCUUCUUUCCCUUCUUUUGUUGUUUCUGACACCCAAAGGAGACACGAUGACUAGACCGGUUUCCCUCUGCAUAGGAAGCUCUCUUUUUUUUGUGUGGAUGUUUUAAGUACACGCCUGGAUGUAAUGAGGAAACAAAGAGCUGAGGACUGAUUGUGCAACCUGGAGGAAGGUGACGUACUUUUGAUACCGAAUUGUGGACAUUUUACGAGGGUCCUGAGGUCCGUUCAAGAGAAGCUGGAUGUUUCUCACUUAAAGAGGAUCCACCAGUCACCAGUUUGUGCUUUUUAUUUUUAUUUUUUAAAUGCGUGUUUGUUUUGUGGCUCUGCCCUCUAUGCUGCUUACACGGGUGGGGCUUCACUGUGACCCCACCCGCCCAGAGAGGAAGGUAAAACUUUCUCAUUUUUUAUUUUUUUUUUUUAAAUAUUCCUGCUGCCUCUUUCGCUUGAACAGCAAAGUGCAGCCACAGCGAGCUCAGGAUGAGCUGCGCAGUUAUAGAGUGUGUGUGCGUGUGUGUGUGUGUGCGUGUUCUGGAGACUGAAUGAAUGAAUCAACGCCCUUUUUAUGGCAUAACACUGCUGAGAACAAAAAUAGAUUGGUAAUGCUUGAAGUGUGUGUGUGUGUGUGUGUGUGUGAGUGUGAGUGUGAGUGUGAGAGGGAUAAGUGAUGAUUACUGUGUAAAGUAAACCUCCAUAGGGGGCUGUUUUUAUAUCUAUAAAUCUAUUAUUUAUUAGCGAUACAUUUUUGAAUAACAGUUGGUUUAUGAAUGGCUAAUCCCAGUUUUUAAACAAGACUAUAACAAUGUGGAAAUAAAUGUAAGCUGGUGAUUAUGUGUUGGGCGGGGUUGGUUUUAAAACGAUUGUUUGUGAUAUCGAACUGGAAACACUGAAGUGUUUAUGUUGUGUGGUUUGGGGGGGCCGUAGCAGAAAAGGUUCCUCCUUUGACCCCCCCCCCCCCCCCCCCCUCGGCCUCUGAUUCUGGGGUUACUGAUGCUGUACGAGGGGCCCCCCCGUGUGCUACACCUUCAUUCGGCUACCUCCGUUUUCUAAACUGCUUGAAUUUUGGAUGAGAAUACUGACUUUGUUCUGCACAGGCUGUCGUUAGCUGACGUCAUGUUUACAUUGGCUGUCGUAUUUUUUGAAUAAAUUGUGCCCUUUAGAGAUUUUUUUUUUCUUUUUUAAACAUUGCCGUUUACUGUAACCGGUUCAACUUCAACUGUUUCCAAUCCUGGGUUUUCAUUCUGACCCGUCCAGUACGUCUCGUUGUCGUGUUUGUCUGUAAACCUGCAGCCGCUCGGUGACAAUGUGAAGCAAUAGACAGUCAGUGUGUCUCUUUAUAAAACCUGUCAGUCAGCUAACAAUACACACACAUGUUUUAUUGUGGUCAAUUUGUUUUAGACGGUUUCAUUUUUAGAUUUCUGAGAGAAAUUUAACUUUUGUCAAAUUAAGUAAUUUGUUUAGAGCUAACUGAUGAUUAAUUCAUAUCCUAAAAUCUAAGAACUACAUAGGACCUGAUGUAUGAACAUUAAAACUUUUCUUUAACACUGAAAAAGAAUACAAACGUUGAAUAGAAUUAUCACUGUUUCAUACAAUUAUUUCUCAUUCACUGUCGAUGUGAAACGUUUUGAUAAGUCGUAAAACAUUUCCACAAAACUCUUAAUGAAGCCGAUAAUUAGAGUUCUGAUACCAGUGCUGGAAACGCCUUAAAUUCUGGACCAGGUAUCGGUCGAGUCUGCACUGAUCCGAUAUCAGUCACCGGCUCUUUCACUACACAGGAACAACCCGAUCGGUACAAACUAACACUACACCUCCAUGCUAACGGUGUGAAGAACAGAUGUGCAUCAGAAUCAGCAGUAGAGCUAGCUGCCGUUAGCGGUUGUCUUGCACUGAGGAACAUUAUGUUCAGACUCUUAUUACUUCGCACUUUUUAAUUUCUACUGAUAAAGUCCAAAUGUGAUCUCGUAACACUGGCGCGCAACAGCGUACGAUACAUAAUACGCAGUAAUAAACGGCAUCAGAAGAACUCACGAGACGCUUGUGGAAACGGCUUCCUGAGGUUUCACGAUAAUAAUUUGUCUAAUUGGCUCAUUAAGCUAUUAUUAGAAUCAGUUCUAUAUUUACGGCUGAUGAAUUACUGGUUUGUACCUCAAAUCUGUUGAAUACUUUGAUAAAGUAAUUAAACUAACAAGUCAAUAGUGGGACGUUUUAUCCCGUACCAGUCGGUGUUUUUAACUUCUAACUGAAAGAAUGUAAUGCUUCAGGUUCAAGACUCGUCCCCAAACACCAUCACACAGAAUGUAUUGUCUCUCAAUCAUCCAUCUACUGGAUGUAGUGUCGAACAAAUCCAUAAAUAAAUACAGCGACUAAAUAUCCUGUUAAAGUAUCGCAACACUAACUCAAUGCACUGCUGACCCCCUGACGCUCAAACAGGAAGUGUGGACUCGACUUGACUCGGUAACCCGAGUUAGUUCCACACCUGCCGCGUGUCGAGGUUACAGAGUCACAGGUGUGGUUUCACUUCAGUGGCAUCGUCUCCUUUAAGAA
Anarrhichthys ocellatus (wolf-eel) is the source of this 7971-nucleotide messenger RNA. It is a transcript of the gene scap, whose product is annotated as SREBF chaperone. The transcript is spliced from 23 exons. NCBI's taxonomy places the organism in Eukaryota, Metazoa, Chordata, Actinopteri, Perciformes, Anarhichadidae. Gene Ontology annotation, biological process: regulation of cholesterol biosynthetic process; SREBP signaling pathway. Gene Ontology annotation, cellular component: endoplasmic reticulum membrane; SREBP-SCAP complex; Golgi membrane. Bases 1361 to 5341 code for a protein of 1326 amino acids. Gene Ontology annotation, molecular function: protein binding; sterol binding. The record is from RefSeq and is a predicted model, not a curated record.